AUGGAACCAUUUCAAGAUGCUAGGCAUAUUCAGAGAUAUAAAAGAAGACUAGGGAUGAAUUAUGUUAACUACAAUGUUAAUGGUCAAAUUUGGGUGUUUGUAAGGGAGCAUGUUCAUGUAGGUGUUAUAUCAGAUUCAGAGCAGCAAUUGACUUUACAACUUACUCUAGAGGAUGGUGCUCAGAUCCUGGCUUCUGCUAUAUAUGUUAAGUGCACUGCUACUGAAAGGAUGCUCCUAUGGGGGGAUAUUUACUCUAUUAGUCGGGAUUUCACUAUUCCAUGGAUGGUAGGAGGAGAUUUUAAUGUGAUAUUGGGUGAAGAAGAAAAGAUUGGUGGAUUACCAGUUUACCCACAAGAGUAUGAGGAUGUUGGUGAAUGCUUGACUUCUAGUGGUUUGGAGGAUGUGAACUUUUCUGGAAACCCUUUCACAUGGUGGAAUGGUAGGGCAAAUGGAGAUUGUAUAUUUAAAAGACUGGAUAGGGUGGUGGUAAACCAAAUGUUAGAAGAUCUUUAUGGUAAUAUUGGUGUACAACAUUUGACAAGAACUGGGUCUGAUCAUGCUCCACUAUUGCUUUCUUGUGAAGUUAGCAAUGGAGCUAUUAUAAGACCUUUUAAGUUCCUCAACUUUUGGACUAAGAGAGAUGACUUAAGGGAAGUGGUAGAACAGAAUUGGGUAGCAAAUGAAUCAGACGAUAUCUUUGUGCAGUUUAAGCAAAAGCAUAAAAGAACUAAGAAGGCUUUAACAAAAUGGAGCAAGGAGAAGUUUGGGGAUAUAUUUAAACAACUAGCCAUCAGAGAGGAGAUAGUUAAAAUAAAGGAGCAGUUAUUUUUAGAUGAUCCAUCACCCACACAUAGGGGUAUCCUUCAACAGGCUCAAGCAGAAUUGAAGCAAUAUAAACACUUCGAGGAAGAAUUUUGGAGACAAAAAGCAAGGAUGCAGUGGUUUGAAGAAGGGGAUAGGAAUACUAAAUUUUUUCACAGCUUGGUCAGAGGAAGAAGAAAGAGGUUAAAUUUGAAAGGAAUUUCUAAAAUCGAUGGUACAUGGAUUGAAUCAGAAAAUGCCAUUGCUGAAGAAGGGAUUGAUUUUUUUACAAAACAAUUCACUGGUGAGGCAGUUGAUCAUGUAAUUACUCAUGAAGAAAAUGAAGAAAUGGCUCAGUUACCUAAUGAAGCAGAGAUCAGAAAUGUGGUGUUUGAGUUAAAUGCAGAAAGUUCAUGUGGGCCUGAUGGUUUUUCUGGAUGUUUUUAUCAACAUUGUUGGGAUAUUGUUGGGCCUGAUGGGAGGAAUAUUACUGAAAAUGUAUUGUUGGCUCAGGAAAUUAUUGGUGACAUCAGGUUGAGGGGAAAACCAGACAAUGUGGUUAUCAAACUUGACAUGGCCAAGGCAUAUAACAGAAAAGCUUUGAAUAGUUUGUUUCUAGAGGUUGGUUAUAGGGGUUAUGGUCUUCCUAAGUGGAGUGAUCAGUUGAAUCAUCUUGCCUACGCUGAUGAUAGGAAAUCUCUUCAAAUGAUUAUGAAUGUACUGAAAAUGUAUGAAGAACAAUCUGGACAGCUUAUAAAUAAAGAAAAGAGUUUCUUUUAUUUAUUCAACAAAGCUGCUCACUCUUCUGUUCAAACUGUUGAAGAGGUAACAAGUUUCUGCAAAGGGAACUUUCCAUUAACCUAUUUGGGGUGUCCUAUAAGCCACUCAAAGAAGAAGAAAUCACAUUUUAAAGAGCUUAUUAAGAAGAUUCAGAACAAGUUGCAGUUGUGGAAAGGGAAGUUGUUAUCCUUUGGAGGCAAAGAAGUUCUCAUUAGUCAUGUAUUGCAGAGUAUUCCUGUCUAUCUCUUAUCUGUGCUUAGUCCUCCCAAGUGUGUUAUUGAUGAUAUUCAUAAGACUUUUGCAAAAUUCUUAUGGAAUGCUAAGGAAGGGGGAAGAGCUACUCACUGUUAUGGUGGAAGUUCAGAACAACAAAUUCUCUUUGGUCCAAUUACAUGUGGAACAAGUACUGUAAAAGACAGAGGCCACAAGUUGUUGAAUGGAAAUGAGGAUCAGAGUCAUUUAGAAUCUGCUAGGCAAUUAUUUAAUGAAGAUGGACGGAGGACUAAUGUAUUAAUUACUAAUUUCAACAAUGAUAUUUGUAAUCACAUUUACCAGGUUCUGGGAAACAUUACCAUUACUGAAGGUAGAGACAUAGCCUGGUGGAUGCCAAGAAGUGAUGGAAAGUUUAAAGUAAGCUCAGCUUGGGAGUUAUGCAGAAGUAGAAGAGAUCCUAUCGAUAAUAUCUCAAAUAUUUGGGAGAAAGGUUUGCCUUUCAAAAUUUCAUUUUUUAUGUGGAGAUUAUGGUUUAGAAGAAUUCCUAUAUGGGAAGUACUGAUUAGAAGGAGGAUUGUGGAUCAUGUUGAUUGUUGUUGUUGUAACAACAAUGCCCCUGAAACAUUUUCUCAUCUUUUUGUUAACUGUACAAUUGCUCAAACUCUGUGGAAAUGGUUUAGGGAUGUUGCAGGAUUACACUUUCCAAUUGUUCAACUUAGACAGAUAAUACAGGAUUGGUGGAGGGCUGAUGGAGUGCCUAAAUUCCUUGAAGGGUAUUCACCACUGAUAAAGACUAAAAUUGUGAGAUGGAUUCACCCUCCAGCUGGGGUUUAUAAGUGCAAUACUGAUGCCUCAUUUGAUUAUGAGACAUGCAUUGGGGUCAUAGCUUUUUGUAUCCGGAAUGAGGUGGGGGAUCUGGCGUAUGCAGAAUCUAAAGAGGUUACCAAAGAUUCAAUUUUGGAGGCUGAGAUCAUAGAAAUUAAGGAGGGCAUAUAUUACUGUAUUCAGAAGACCUUGAUACCCUUGAUUAUAGAAACUGAUUCUCUGUUAGCUCAGAAAGCACUAAAUGGAGUGUGGGAGGUUCCAUGGAAGAUCGCUUGGGAAGUCAGGCUCAUUAAGCAAUUGAUAAAGAACCAUGGAGUGGAAGUGGUCCAUACUUUCAGAGAGGGAAACAACCUAGCUGAUUUUUUUACUAAAUCGUUUGUUGAUUGUGCAUGA
Solanum tuberosum (potato) is the source of this 3012-nucleotide messenger RNA. RefSeq lists its product as uncharacterized. The record is from RefSeq and is a predicted model, not a curated record. Bases 1 to 3012 code for a protein of 1003 amino acids. The transcript has 6 exons. Gene Ontology annotation, biological process: nucleocytoplasmic transport. Lineage: Eukaryota; Viridiplantae; Streptophyta; Magnoliopsida; Solanales; Solanaceae. Gene Ontology annotation, molecular function: structural constituent of nuclear pore; RNA-DNA hybrid ribonuclease activity; nucleic acid binding. Gene Ontology annotation, cellular component: nuclear pore.